AUGAUCGGCCUACAUCAUGAGCACAUAGACACCAUAAGGGGAUUCACGGACACGGACCCUCUCACACUCUUUAACGAACCUGACACAACGGAUCACAUGAGAUAUAUCCCCCGGCUCCGGCAUGCCGUUUCCCCACUCUCAGAGCCGCUAGGCCCGGUGUGCCGCUCGGACUCGGCACCUGCACGGCUGUGGAGCUCAGGGAGGCAGCACCACUGCGGUCAUCCGAACCAAGGCCAGCCUCGGUUAGCUGUGUGUGAUCCAAUCAGCAGCAGCAGGUGUGAUAAUGAAGGGCAGUUCAGAGUGAGGUCAAACUACCUGGCUCACCCAUCGCAGGACUCCCGCACGCGCUCCUUUUCCCGCAUCAUGUCGGUGUUCGCGUGGCUUCUUUGGAUUUGGUUUCGUGGUACACUAGGAGGUCCGGUUCAGCACGCGACAUGGUCGGAAGUGGCAGGCCUAAAUCCGAUACAGACAAUACAGCAUGAAUCCACGAGCCCUUCGUUCUACCACCUGCCCAUGUUCCAGCAUGCACCGGGGCCACUUGUAUCACCCGAGCUGUUUCGUCCGGUCUUUCAGAAGAGCCCGCUGCCCGGCGGACUGAAUGCGUUGCUGUUCCCGCAAGCGAGACCACAGCACAGCGUCUCAGGGACGGGGUCACGCGCUGUGCAGGUCUGGUGCGGUUUCGAUGAUAUCUCUGUGCGCGUCGACCGCCUCCACCUGCGCACGUGGACCGACCCAUCGCUGUUUCGACUUGGCUCGUGCCCAGUCAGCAGAUUCACCCCCCGCUUUCUGUACUUUCACCACAGACAGACUGAGUGCGGCGGAAUGCCUCAGGUUGUUGGUGGCCAGCUGGUGUACAGCUAUGCACUGUGCUAUACUCCACCUAAGCAAGGCUACGUCAUCAGAGUCGUACCACUCAACCUUCCUAUCUAUUGCUAUUACAACAGGUUUUAUUACUCUUACCAAGUUGGUUUCAGACCUCAAGUUCAACACACAACCAUAAUGAAAAGCAUCAGGAGUAAACUCAGCUACAGCCUCACUGUCUGCAAUGGCCAGGGAGCGCCCAUCCCUCCAGGCCAUUGGUUCUUUUUAGGGGAGCCGGUGUACAUUCUUGCCCAGGCAGCAGCUCUGUUAGCUGGGGAGAGGCUUUAUGUGGACUCCUGCUAUGCCACAAGCUCCAGCGACCCACACAGCGUGCCCAGAUUAGCGAUCAUUACUAACUAUGGCUGCAUGACCGACAGCAGGAGGGAGGGCAGCAGGUCCCGCUUCCUGCUGGGAGGGGGUAGUGUGCUGAGGUUCUCUGUGGAUGCAUUUCUCUUCAGAGAAGUCUCACAGGUGCUGUACCUCCACUGUUCAAUGUCAGUCGGUCUCGACACUUCCUACACCUCAAAGUCCUGCAGCUUUGACCAGGCUGCUGGCAGGUGGGAGGAGCUGCAGGCCGCAGCCUCAGUGUGCUCCUGCUGUGACUCCAUCUGCAGCAACAUACACCAAUCUUUCAAGAACCCAGUCAGCAGUCCAGGCUUCCUCAUCAGACAAACAAGUCAAGUGAAACCAAGGAUGAAGGAGAUAUCUUAUCAAGCAGAGGAGGCAAGAGACUGGGGAGAUCAAGAAGAGAAGCUGGAAGAGAAAAAAGAUGAUGACCAUAAGGAAGUCCAAACUCUUCCACAGGAGACAGUGGAGGAAGAAGAAGUCAGUCCUGAGGAGACUACUGAGACAGAACAUUUCAGGACGAGUGAUGUAGUCACUCAGCAGGGAAACGGAGAGGAGGGACAGAUGGAGGAGGGGGUGAUGGAUGAGACAGACAUCAAGCUGAAAGAGUUCUCUACAGAGGACCUCAUGUCUGACCAGAGUACACCAGAGGAGUUCACAAGUACCGAACAUGCUUCUGUGAGUGGGGUGUCCAGGGACAGCAUCAGCACUGAUGCUUCUGGUACCACUGCUACACCUACCACAGCUUUCAGCUUUGCUAUUGAUUAUAAUGACACAAGUAAUCUUGCUUCUGCAGGAAAUGUUUCCACAGCUGCACUUCCUACCAGUGAGCUUUGUGCUGAUAGUGAUCCAAAGAGCUGCAGGUCCAACAUUAAUAGUGCAGCACAUACAGCUGUUGGGGUGCAGAGAUUCAGCCCAGAUACUGUUGUUGGGGCAACCAACAGAUCUGAUUCUCUUUGGGAGUCAGAAAUUGGAGAAUAUGAGACAGUUGGGACACACUCUACCACCGGUGACUUUGAAAUAGUCACCCCAGGUUUGUUUAAUGUCAGCAAGCUGGAGGCAGAUCAGAGUGACUCGCUCCUUUGGUCAGAACUUUCUGAUGGGAUACAAGGCCAGGCAGAAGAUGCUGUUAGCAGUGAAGGAGCAUAUGGAGUUGAUGAUGAUAUGCUUCACAGUGUCCAGAGCAGAGAGUCAGAAUCAGAGCAGCAUCCAGAUGGCUUCAGGGACACCACCUUUGUAGACUGGUCUCUCGGUGAGCCUGAUUUUGAUUCUGGAGCUGAAGAAGAUGAAACUCUUCAUCUGAGUCACUUCACUGGAGCAGAACAUACGCAAUGGCAAGAAGGAGACUUUUUUGAUGCCACUACAAGAGCACACAGUGUCAGUUCUGUGAGUUCAGAGGAAAUGCAUGACGCCAGCUCCAGGCACUCUGCUGUGGUGAGCGUCUCCUCCGCCCUGCAGGGCUAUGUGAGCAGCCUGCCAGCUGAUUCAGAGUGGGCUGAUCUGGAGCCAGCACUGGGCCUGCACAGCAUGGGAUUUGUGGAGGAGUGGCCGGUAGAAGAGUUGGGACCGAAGCUGAUGGAUGACUUCUAUCAAAAUGAGAUUAAUUCUCAGAAGAGUUCUCCCACUCGUUCACUGUGGUUUACAUAAGAAUAUACACAAUAUUUCACUUUUGAGUUUUAAUCAUCUCUGAAUCAAACCUGGUAAACCAGCACAUGAAAUCCUGUGCUGGUGUAUUUAUUACAUUGUGUUGUACAGGUAUGCAAGUAUGUGCUUUGCAUGGGGGUAAGGUCAGGGGUCAUAGCAGGAAAUGAGGCUGUUCCUCAUUAGUGGUCAUUUAAAUUUACAACCCUUUCUUUCAAAUGCUGCAACCCUCCUGUGAUUGUAGGAAUAUUGGAACCUUUCAAUAAAUGUCAAGGACCAUAAACGGCUGUCACUGCUCACAUGGAGAACAUGGAACCAGGAGAGACUUUCAGACAAACCUUUCCAAGACUGGAGGAGAACCUAAUGUUCAGCUGCCUGUCCAUGAUGUGGACAUGUUUAUAAUGAAUAAACUCCUCUGACCAAGCCCUUACCAA
Molecule: messenger RNA, 3281 nt
Organism: Eleginops maclovinus (Patagonian blennie)
Lineage: Eukaryota; Metazoa; Chordata; Actinopteri; Perciformes; Eleginopidae
Exons: 9
Coding region: 1-2853 (950 amino acids)
Source: RefSeq, a predicted model, not a curated record